Molecule: messenger RNA, 2107 nt
Organism: Zophobas morio
Lineage: Eukaryota; Metazoa; Arthropoda; Insecta; Coleoptera; Tenebrionidae
Product: larval serum protein 1 alpha chain-like
Exons: 5
Coding region: 32-2056 (674 amino acids)
Source: RefSeq, a predicted model, not a curated record
UAUUAUCACCGCAUUGUAAUCUUUCUCCGAAAUGAAUCUGAUAGUAGCUGUUUUUGGUCUUUUCGCCUUAGUUGCGGCGUACCCUUCAGUAAAACACCACACAAUAACUGAUAAAAGCGCUCUCGAAAGACAAAGAGGUAUUCUCGAAUUGUUCAAACAUAUCAACCAGCCAAGCAGCCGCAAGGAACAUAUUCAAAUCUCCAAGAGCUACAAAAUCGAGGAACAUUACAACGACUAUUCCAAACCCGAAGUGGCAAAGUACUUUUACAAGAUCUAUCAAUAUGGUUUGCUCCCCAAAGGCGAAAUUUUUUCAGUCUUCUACCAGAAACAUUUGGAAGAAGCUAUUGCUCUCUUUAAACUUUUAUACUACGCUGGAGAUUAUCAUACUUUUUAUAAGACGGCAGUUUGGGCACGCCAGCAUGUCAAUGAGGGUGUUUUUUUGUACGCACUCUCUGUCGCUAUCUUUCAUCGCUCGGACACUUAUGGAAUUAUCAUCCCUCCGAUCCACGAGAUCAAUCCUUUCUACUUUUUCAGUAGCGACGUGAUUCAGCAAGCUUUUAAGUACAAACAACUUAAAGAAGACGAUCGUGGUUACACGAUUUUUUCAAACUCUUCCGGGUACUUGGACUCGCACCAGGAACACUCUUUGUCGUACUUCACCGAAGACAUCGGUCUUAGCUCUUUCUACUACUAUUACAAUCUUUACUACCCUCACUGGCUAAGCAGUGACGAUUACGAUUACAGACGUGAUCGUCGUGGUGAAACGUAUUUUUUCGUUUAUCAACAAAUCGUGUCAAAGUACUACCUGGAACGUCUAUGUAACGGCUUCGGUGAAGUUCCACACUUGGACUGGAAAGUACCUUUAGAAACUGGUUAUCACCCAAGUUUGCAGUAUCCUAACGGUGUACACUUUCCAGUAAGACCUAUCUUCUACAAUUAUGGACCUAAAUACGUCGACUACACUUUGGUCCAGGACUAUGAAAGAAGAAUCCGUGACGCCAUCGACAAAGGAUACGUCUACACACAAGGCGGCCAAAAACUUAAUUUGUAUUCCAAAGAUGGUGUGACCAUCCUUGGAAAUUUAGUCCAAUCCAACCCGGAUUCUCCCAAUCGUCACUACUACGGUCCUGUCCACGAACACGCGCGCCACCUUCUAGGCUCUUCCUACCAAAUCAUAAACAAAAAACCUAUUCCGUCUGUUUUAGAACACCUCGAAACUUCUCUUCGCGAUCCCGCGUUUUAUCAAUUUUUCAAGAAGAUCGUCUCCUUCUAUCACAAGUACAAGUCACAGCUUCCACCCUACACAGAAAAACAUUUGCUUUUCGAGGGUGUGGAAGUUAAAAAGGUUGAGUUCGACCCUCUUGUCACCUAUUUUGAUUACUUUUACGCCGACGUGACCAAUGCCGUCUACGUGACGGUUCGAGAAUACCAGGAAGACAAAAUCCAGAUUAAAAUUCGCCAAAAGCGUCUAAAUCAUGACGCUUUCGGCUACAAGGUGUUUGUUAACUCGGACAAGAAUCAAACCGCUGUGGUUAAAAUGUAUAUCGGGCCGAAAUUCGAUGAGUAUGGUCGGUUUAUUAACAUCAGCGAGAAUCGUCUCAAUUUUGUUAUCUUUGACCAUUUUAAAUAUCAGUUGAGGUCUGGUCAAAACGUCAUUGAACGGAGUUCGCAACAAACUCCUUUCUACCAAGACGAUCGUGUUGGCUAUAGGGAGUUGUACCAACAAGUUGUCGACGCUUUGGGUGGUAAAAACGAAUUUCAAGUUCGCAAUAAUGAGGCUUAUUAUGGCAUACCCAGAAGGUUUUUGUUACCCAAAGGUAGAGUCGACGGGUUUGAUUGUCAGUUCUACGUGUUUGUUAGUCCCUAUGUUCGUCCCAAGUACCACCGAGAGUACUCUGAGGAUUACUACUACCCAAAAGUUGGCUCUGGGGCUAAAUAUAUCGACGAAUACCCACUGGGUUAUCCCUUUGAUAGAACCAUCAAUUACGACCAAGUUUUUCAGAGCAUACCCAACUCGUAUUUCUACUCUGCCAAGAUUUAUCACAGAAACGCGUAACAUAACGAAAUUAUGAAAGUCAUUGUUUAUAUAAACACAGUUAUUAAUUAU